This is a messenger RNA of Pezoporus flaviventris, 2618 nucleotides long. RefSeq names its product F-box only protein 6-like. Gene Ontology annotation, cellular component: cytoplasm; SCF ubiquitin ligase complex. The transcript is spliced from 6 exons. Gene Ontology annotation, biological process: glycoprotein catabolic process; SCF-dependent proteasomal ubiquitin-dependent protein catabolic process. Lineage: Eukaryota; Metazoa; Chordata; Aves; Psittaciformes; Psittacidae. Gene Ontology annotation, molecular function: ubiquitin protein ligase activity; protein binding. The record is from RefSeq and is a predicted model, not a curated record. Bases 141 to 905 code for a protein of 254 amino acids.
CACCGCCUCCUUCCCGGCCUCCCGCCCCGCGCUCCGCCCCUGCGGAAGGGCCGCGGCCGCUUCACAUCCACGUCCGGGGGCGCAGCUCUGCGCUGUCGGUGCCCGGGGGCUUCCGCCGCGCUCGCCGCCGCCGGUGUGCGAUGACAACCAUCUGCGACCUGCCCGAAGACGUCCUGGUGGAGCUGCUGUCGCUGCUGCCCGCCCGGGAGCUGGUGCGCACCUGCAGGGUGGUGUGCGCGCAGUGGCGGUACGUGGUGGAUCUGACCACCCUGUGGAAGCGCAAGUGCCAGCGGGAGGGGUUUUACCUGCAGAACUUGGACGGGAGCGUCUCGGACUGGAAGGUCUUCUACAUGCUCUGCCACCUGAAGAGAAACUUAAUCAAAAACCCCUGCGCCGAAGAGAAAUUUCAGCACUGGAAACUUGAUAAUAACGAGGGAGACAAAUGGAAGAUUGAGAAUAUGCCUGGGCCUCAUGGAACAGAAAUCGCAGACCCCAAAGUACAGAAAUACUUUGUCACUUCAUAUGGGCCGUGCUUCAAGUCUCAACUCAUCACCCUGCAGAAAGAAGGCUACUGGAACCAGCUGAUGGAUGAGAAACGCCCUGAAAUUGUAGUCAAGGACUGGUAUGCUGCCAGAUUUGACUGUGGGUGUCGCUAUGAGCUUAUAGUGAGGCUGCUUUCUGAAGACUACAUUGUCCUUGCGGAGUUCCGCCCCGAGCCGGUGGUUAUAGAGCAGUGGAAUGAUGCCGCGUGGAGAGAGAUGUCUCACACCUUCCAGAAUUACCCACCUGGGGUUCGUUACAUCUGGUUCCAGCACGGAGGCCAAGACACCCAGUUCUGGGCAGGGUGGUACGGGAUCCGAGUGACCAACUCCAGCAUCACCAUUGGGCCCCUGACAAUGUUAUGAAGGCACAAUUUGUGUUUGCUUUUACCUCAGGACUGUAACCAGGUGGUCUCAGGUGCACUUAUUUGUCUGUACUCUCUGGGUGAGUGUCCUGGCUUUGUCUUGCACAGCUGAUCUCAAACCCAGGCAGGUAGUUCUCCUUACAGCAGAACUUCUGCAGGCCUGGCCCUCUCAAAGGACUUCUGUCCUCAUCUUCCUCCUCCUGCACUGUGGAUGUUACUGCAAUUACCAGUACCCUUCCAAAGGAGGAAGACCAGGACAAUGAAACGACAUCUGUUUGUCUAGUUAGUAUGUCCUUGUGCUGCAGCCAAACCCUAAGUCUUAAACAGAAACCCUUUCUUGUUUGUUUGUGGAACUUAGAGAAGGCUAAAACGUUUCAUGCAGGUUACCAAUGCUGUCCUCAAGGGCUCUGCUACAGGGAUAAUUGGGUUUGUAUGUUAUUUUCCUGUUUUAGUUUCAUUGUGUAUAAAAACCAUGUCUUUCACAUUAGACCUUUCACAGCAUAUGGAAACCAUCAACCCUUUUUCAUAAAUGCUGUGUCACUGCUACUUAAUUUCCUUACUGUUUCUUUAAGUGUAGAUCAGAAUGGAACAUGCCUUCCCUGCCCCAAACCAGCCCAAUGUUGUUUGAAUAAACCACCAGAGAAAGAGGAGGUAAGAAAUCUCCUAAGGUGGCUCCCUUACAACAGAAGUGCCUUUUGAUUGUGUUCCAUCCUCCCUUUGUACUACCAAAGCACUUGGUUUGUACUGAACACUCUGACCCUAUAUAAAGUGUUAAAGCAGCACAAGACCUUGCUCUAGAGUACUCUUGCACUUUUUACUUGGAGGGAGCAGGGAGGCUCUGUACUGUUUGUGUUAUCAAAUUGUCUCACCAGCAAGCUCAUCUUAAAUACUAUGAACCAAGUCUUCUAUCCCUGUAUGCGCAGAGCCAAUGCUAAGGCCUUCUUCCCUCUCCUUUGACAGGUGUAGGAUUAACAGUGCUCCCCUUGUCCUCUCUUUAGGAUAUCUGGCAGGUGUCCUUGCUGGACAGACACAUUCCACCUUGCUAAUGCUGCUUGUGGCUGAAAGCUUUCCCAUAGAAAGGGAUAAGACCAAGGCUGUGUAACCCCUGCAUGGGAACUGACAGAUUCCACACACAUUCCAGAAGAUACGGAAAAGCUCCACAUAAAAUACAAAGCUCCAUACAAAAGAAUACUUGCUCACAGGGGGAGCUGGUUUGGACAGAACUCAGGUAAAACCUAGUAUUUAUUGAAGAUUACUUGGGGCAGUCACAGUGGACAGACGCUACAUAAGGCCUCACUCACCCUUGACAUGAGUCCGUUGCUGUAGUGGAUCGCUGUAUAUCGCUAUCGAUGUGCAAUGGAGAUGUCCUAUUGAGGUGAGAACUGGAGCUGUACAAAGCACUGACUGCACACUGCAGUCACCUAUGUCCUGCCCCCAGGGAUUCACUGGAACAAAACCUAUACUCACACAUGAGUGUACAUGGGAACAGGCUCUGGCUCCACAUUCCAAGUCAGUUCUAUAUACAGUGGUAAGAGCACUUGAAAUAGAGAGGCAGCAGCUGCUCUACAUUCACCCAGAAGGCCAGCUGAAGAGACAGUUAGCAAGGUAUGGUUUGUGAGAUAUCUUCAUCCACUGGAAGAUCAGAUGAGGCUUGAAGGCAAGACUGGAAAUCAAGUGCCUUUGUGGGCUCGCUCUUCGACAUAGAGCUGCAUCU